AUGUUCCAUCAGCACGAGUAUGUGCCCUGCUUCUCCAAGGAGUUGCCCGUCACCAAGCAGGAGUGGGACGAGGACAAGUUCCUGCAGCGGAUCCACAAGGCCGGCCCCAAGCCGAAGCUCAAGCGGCGCCAUCCACUGGACAGUAAGCAGCAGAUGCGCGGCGUCGUCCUGAAGACGCUGAUUCGUAAGCCGAAGAAACCCAACUCCGCCAAUCGAAAGUGCGUUCUGGUUCGUCUGACCAACGGCAAAGAGGCGACGGCCUUUGUGCCCGGUGAGGGGCACACCCUUCAGGAGCACAGCGUCGUGCUCAUUCACAAGAAGCGCGUCCGUGAUGUGCCCGGUUUGAAGUUGCGCGUCAUUCGCGGCGCCUACGACUGCGCCCACGUCACCAAGGGCCCCAAGUAG
This is a messenger RNA of Rhagoletis zephyria (snowberry fruit fly), 405 nucleotides long. Lineage: Eukaryota; Metazoa; Arthropoda; Insecta; Diptera; Tephritidae. The record is from RefSeq and is a predicted model, not a curated record.